Acanthosepion pharaonis is the source of this 1065-nucleotide messenger RNA. NCBI's taxonomy places the organism in Eukaryota, Metazoa, Mollusca, Cephalopoda, Sepiida, Sepiidae. The record is from the annotation of a GenBank genome assembly.
AUGAGGGACGAAAGAAUUCCGAUUUUUUUUCUUGUUGACAACUCCAAAACGAGUAAUUUCAGUGCUAAACAUCAACUCUCGGUGAGGAAGAAUUCUAUUCAAACCUCAAUAAUUGGAACUCAAAAAAUGACAAAAUGGGUCACUCCUGCUUUUGAUAUUGGUGAGAAUUCAGCCAACAACCAGCCUACCCCUAAGUCUCAGAAGAGGAAUUUAAGUUCUGCUUUUGGUAAUCAUCAGAACAUUAAUGAACCAGAAUUCAAUAAUUCUGCUUUUCAAAGUCAAGUGGUCAAGAGAUCACAUGUAGACAACAUACUUAUGUGGACUGACAAAUAUUCUCCAUCUUCACAGUAUGAUCUUGCUGUUCACAAGAAAAAAAUUCAAGAGCUUGAAACUUGGCUUAAGAAUAAUUUGAGUGGUAAAAAGCCUGCACCUGUACUUCUCUUAACAGGACCAGCGGGUGUUGGCAAAACCACUGCUCUCAGAGUUCUUGCCAAAGAGCUAAAAUGUCAAAUCCAAGAAUGGGUUAACCCUAUAACUGCUACAUUCAAUCCUGAUUCUACUAUGAUUUCUCACUCAGGAGGCUCUAGCUAUCAGUCUCAAAAGAACUUGUUCCAUGACUUCAUUCUUCGUGCAAACAAAUAUGGAAGCUUGGACAUCUUUGGAGGAGAUCAUUAUGAAAAGAAAUUAGUUUUGGUUGAGGAUUACCCAAAUAUAUUCUUCUGGAACCCAUCUACUUUACAUGAAAUUGUACGAAAAUAUAUGGCAACAGGAAGUAGUCCUUUGGUGUUUAUUAUCAGUGAUUCAACACAUGGAAAUUCUAAUGAAAAACUGCUUUUCCCUAAAGAUUUUCAGGAUGAUUUAAGUAUUGAGCAUAUAAGUUUCAAUCCUGUUGCUCUGACAAUCCUCAUCAAAGUCCUUACACGAAUUGCAACUCAAGAAUCUAUGAAGGGACCCUAUAAUUUUGCAGUUCCAUCCAAGAUGACUUUAAAAUCUCUUGCCAUGUCAAGUAAUGGAGAUGUCCGUGGAGCCAUCAAUGCACUACAAUUUGCUUGUUUAAAAGUCUAA